CGGUUUCUGGGGAGAGGGACGCCAGGCUGCCCGGGGCUGCGAGAGGGCUCCCCGGGCUGCGGCGUGGGGCGCGAUCCUUGCGGAAUUUGGGCUUCACGGGGCGCUCCGGAAGCGGGGAAGAAUGGGGUCAGAAGAAGCUCCUGCAGCGGGGUCACGGGAAUAUUUGCUUUCAGAGACAACUCCCUCUUAAAACCUACUGUUCGCUUCUCGCCAGCCACCUGCUGGCUCUUUUAGUUUGGGGUGUUCAUCACCUUGCCAGGAGCCUUUCCUCUUUUAGGGUUUGGCGGUGCAGUGGAGGGUAGGGAGAGCCGGGCGAGGUCUGGGGGAGGGCAGGGGCUGAGGCGCGUUGGACGUGCUCCUGGAGGUCCGCUCCGAACCUGCGAAGGGGACAGGGGCGUGGUAGAACAAUGGCUCCUGCUUCUUUGCACUUUGAGCGAAUCAGCUUGGGGCCCUCCACUUGGACUGAGUCGGGGCGGAGCUGACCUGGAAGUCUCUCAUUGGCUACUGUCCUUUAUCAGGAAGUCACUUGCCUCCCAAAGUCCACCUGCACUGAGUUGGGGACUCUUCAUGAGCUGAGAGAAUGGCACUCUUCAGGCAGCUGUCCCUGGGUUCCAAGGCUGCCCUGGCUGCAGCCACUGUCUUCGUGUCCUUGAUCCUCUCCCGCUCCUUUCUGGCUAAGACCCUUGAGCUCCAGGCCUGGCGCUGGCUGUUCCGCCUGCAGCUGGUCCUGUUUGUCAACUCGCUCAUGCUCAUUGGUUCCUUGUACAUCUGGCGGAGCACAGUCAGCAGCCUCAGCCAUUCCCCCGCUGUGGAAUCUACCUGUUUCCGGCUCUGGAAGCUGGUUGUCGUGGCAUUUCUGGCCCUGGCACAUUCCAGUUUCUUCACCAUGCUCUUCUUGGUGGCCGAGGAACCCCAUGUGUUCUCCUUAGCAGCCUUCUCCUGCCUGGGUGCCUAUAUCCUCAUGCUUUUCUUCCUCUGUAUCUUGAAUGCCAUGGAGCAGGCCUACCAGUUCUUAGCCUGGCGCAGUGGUAGGGUGGCGGGCAGCGUCGACAAGACGAGGCACCUGGUGCUCAGGCCUGCCCUGGCCGUGGCGGUGACGGCUGUGCUCAGUACCGUUGGCCUUCUGAACGCUGCCCAGCCCCCAGUGGUGAAAACCGUGGAGGUGCCCAUCCAGCGGCUGCCCCCCUCUCUGAAUAACCUCAAGGUCGUGCUCCUGUCGGACAUUCACCUGGGGCCCACCGUGGGCAGGACCAAGAUGGAGAUGUUUGUGAGGAUGGUGAACACGCUGGCCCCAGACAUCACCGUGAUCGUGGGCGACCUCUCCGACUCCGAAGCCUCCGUCCUGCAGACGGCAGUCGCUCCUUUGGGGAGGCUCCAUUCCCGUCUCGGCACCUACUUCGUCACAGGCAAUCACGAGUACUACACAUCGGACGUCAGCAACUGGUUCGCACUGCUGGAAUCCUUGCACGUCCGGCCCCUGCAUAAUGAGAACGUGAAGAUUUCUGCCCCCGGGGACCCGGACGGUGUGGGUAGUGAUAAAGAAUGGGUCUGCCUGGCGGGUGUGGACGACAUAGAAGCAGACAUCCUUCACUACUCUGGGCACGGCAUGGACCUUGACAAGGCCCUGGAGGGCUGUGGCCCAGAUGAUGCCACCAUCUUACUGGCUCAUCAGCCUCUGGCUGCCAAGAGAGCCCUCCAGGCUCGGCCGGAUAUAAACUUGAUCCUUUCCGGGCACACGCAUGCAGGGCAGAUCUUUCCCUGGAAUGUCGGGGCCUAUCUCCUCAACCCUUUCUUUGCUGGACUCUACCAAGUAGGCCAGGCUACGUUUGUGUACGUCAGCCCGGGUACAGCCUACUACGGGAUCCCCAUGAGGCUGGGGAGCAGGGCGGAAAUCACAGAACUCAUCCUGUGGCGGGCUCCCUAGGCCUGCCCUGGUGACCCCACCCCGCCCCGCCCUGCCCUGCCCUGUCCUUGCCCAUCACUCUCGUCCAUCUCCUGCUCUGGCCGAGCCCUGCCAGCACCCUUUGGCUGCAGCCUGCUGGGAAUCAGUGAUUUGCAGCUGGGCUGCUUGGCAAGUUCAGGCCGGUUUAACUCUUCGGAGAAUCAAUUGCUUUUUGAUGAUAUACCUCUGGGUAUCAUCAGAUUCACAUUUGCUUUCCAGCUGCUGUAGAGAGGGGCCCUUUUGCAGAGGGUUGGGUGGCUGGAAAGGACAGGUCUUCUCAGAUACAGGGAGGGGCAGGAGCAUUGUCUCCUGUGGCUUUAACCCUGGUUAGGGCUUCUUUGGUGGGUUCUGGAAUCACUUGAUCUAGAGACAGUUGGUCUGGGCCUGGGCCUUGUUGAGAGGCCAAGCGAGAUGGGCGCCUCCCUCUGCCUUUUCUCCUUGGUUCAGUCAAGGUCACCUUUAUUAAGGACAUCCACAAAGCCCACCAUCGGGACAUGGGCCCUUCCGGUCAUGCUGAUUACCUGGCUGGACAGGGAUGGCUGGAGAAGAAAGCGUGGGCACUGUGGUAUGUGAUGACUGCCAUCUCUUAAGGAUCUUGGCAGCUCCGAAUCCCCGGUUCUGUGAAGUCUUUGGGUGAGGUAUUUAAGGACAGGCUGCUUCUAUGUUUGGGGGUUAAGAAAAGGACACUGGACGGGAUGAGGUGUGCUCGAAGGUACCGUGACAAAUACUUGUCUAGGAGGUUCCCAGCUUUGGGUUCCAACUGAGCAUGAGAAAACAAGAGUAUAUGUAAGGGAGAGAGAAAGAGAGGGUGAGAGACUGUCUUACCUGCUUGGGGACAUUCUACUCCAUCUACCUUGGCCUCUGGCCACAGAAGCAUAGGAUCGUUCAUAGGGAAGACAAAACAAUGCCUGCACGUUUCUUGGUUUAGUCUUUGCCAAGGGCGAGAGAGACUUUGCCCUUUGCAGGGCAGAAAACUGAGCACUGAGAUGUGUUCAGGACCAUCCGGGUAGCUUUGACUCUGAGAGUCCUCUGGAAGGACAUGCAGAUGCUCUCUCUUUGGAGAGGGACGUCCUGCUGCUGAUGAGAGAAGGUUGCUGUCCCCCUAGGUUCCCGGAGAUGGCUGUGAUUCUUACAUCUACCUCAAGGCUGCUUUGCUGGGAGAAAGCUGAGCCUGUAUCCCACACUCAGCAUGUCGUGUAACGUUAGUGUGCUAAUCAGUGCGUUGAAACCUGCAAAGGGACGCUGCCAGGCCCGGGAGCCUAGAGACUGACCUGGGGACCGUCGGCGGGUAGCAUGCUGCCCUGCCAACAGAGCCCAGGCAUCCACGUGACGCCAGCCAAGAGCCACCUUCCUGUUGCAUGCCUGAAUUUCCUAUGCACCUUCUGCUUCAUAGGUGGCGCUUCUUCAUCGUCUUGUCCUUCCUUUGCGGUGGCGUCCAGGGGUGCAGGAGAUUACACUCAUUCGUUGUCUCCCUGCCAGGUAGUAGCAGUUGGCCAAACAGCCCCGGAUAAAUAAUAAAUAAAAAGUAAUUUCAAAAUGCACGCCUGUACCUCCCAGCGCUCAGUAGGUAGACAUAGGAAAACUAGGAGUUCAAAGCUACUGGUGAGUUUGAGGCCAUCCUGGGCUACAUGAGACCCUGUCUUGGAAAGAAAAGAGAAAGAGAGAGAGAAAUAGCUUUGCCUUGAUGCUGUGGCGGUGCCGCUCCCUCCCACCCUGCACAAGGUUUCAGUGCCCUGGGAGAGAUUUUGUGAAGAGCUGUGAUUUGGUGGUGGGAUUUAGGAGAGGCCAAGGCCUCAGCACCUAGCUCUCUAAGACCCUUCUGGGCACCGUCCCCACCUGCCACCCCUCCAGCCUCUCAGGAGGCCACUUUCCGCAGUGUUCUCCCCCCUGGUGAUUUCACCCCUUUUGGGGUCACCACUGCCCUUUCUUAGCUUUGGAUUUCACCAGACAGUUGAUACCUUUUCACUCCAACCUCCCGGGGAGCUCUCCCGUCCAGCUUCUGUUAUUUUUACUAGUUCCUUGAUUGCUGGAUGCCGGGCCUGUGUCACCACAGCGGGCUCCUUCGUCCGCCACGAAGCUCUGCUUCACCAAAGGCUUUUCUGUUAGCAGGAAGGUGUUGGGUUGCCGCCCACGGGGAGAGAACUUGCCUUGCAAGUGUGAGGCCCGGGUUCAAUGUCAGGGCUGGGCAGUGAAGCGGCUCAGUGGCCGGCACUCACUCCUACCAGCUUCCGUCCCGGGAAACCACAGUGGAAGGAGAAUGCUGACUCCACAGUUAUCCUCUGACCUCCACAUACGUGCUGCCACGUGUGUGCCCACACUUAGACACAGGCCACAGAGUGCACACACAAUAAUAUAGAUAAAAUCAUUUUCUAAAGAGAUGAGCCUGCCUGCUCUCCUGAAAGUCUUUUAUUAUUCUUUUUUUUGCUUUUGGUUUUUUGGUUUUUCUUUUCCAGAAAGGGUUCCUCUGUGUAGCCUUGGCUGUCCUGGAUUCACUUUGUAGACCAGGCUGGGCCUCAAACUCACAGAAAUCCUCCUGCCUCUGCGUCCCUGAGUGCUGGGAAUACAGGCGUGCGCCACUGCUUCCGGCUAAUGUCUUGUAUUCUAAUAAAAAGGAAAUGGUGAUUCUGUGUUCCAUUAGCUUUCUCUCUCCUCCUGAGAGAGACUGUUUCUUCACGCCUUCCGGGCCAUCCAGCACAUUGGCACCUGGGUGUUCCUGAAAUUCCCUUCUUCCUCCCGUUUUGACGGGGUAUCCCUAAGGUCGGCCAGCUGCUCUGGGAUGCAAGCUCUUCUGCUCUCAAACCCCGAGCUCUUGGGGCCCCAGGUGUGUGCCACUGCGCGCAUCCCUGCAGUCAGCUUCGUUUCUGUGGCUCUGGUUGUAACCGUGCCCACCGUCCUUUCCGAAGUCAGUUGUUGGGGUGUAGCCAGAGGUUUGGCAGCUGGGUUGUCGCCAAAUAUCUGUUUUGCUUAUUCUUUGUGCAAUUUUUUUUUUCUGGUCCCAAUUUUAUUGAUCUCUGCUCUUUCUGUUGGUUGGUUUCGUUUGUUUUUGGGGGGACAGCGUCUCAGUAUGUAACCCUGGCUGGCCUGGAACUCACCAAGUAGACCAGGCUGGCCUAAAACUCUGAGAGAUCUGUCUACCUCUGCCUUCCCAGUUCUUUUUCUAAUUUCUUGAGGAAUUUUCUUUUUGUUUAAGUCAAAGUCUGAAAAGGUUCUACAUAGUGUGUGUGUUCUACGUCUCUUUUAAGUCUGUUAUAUUCCUCUUACACAUGCAUAAAAAAACAAAGAAAAAUAAUCGAGGACAUCUUUAUUUAUUUAUUUAUUUGUUUUUUUGGCUGUCCUGGACUCAUGGAGAUCCACCUGCCUCUGUCUCACUGAGUACUAGGACUAUAGGCCUGUGCCACCACGUCCAGCUUUAAUGUAUAUUUUAAAAUUAGUUUGUACAUGUGUGUUCCUCAUGUGUCUUCCUUGCGUGCGUGUAUGUGUGUGUGCACGUGUGUGUGUGUGUACAUGUGUAUAUAUAGUCCUAAUAUGGGGGUCAGGAGCUGGUUCUUCUCUCCCUGUGGGUCUCUGGGAUCAAAGUCAUAUAGUGCUGAUCGCUGCCAAGUGCCUUUAUUCAGCUUUUUCUUUUUAGAUUUAUUUUUAUUUUUAAUCUUGUAGGUCUGUGUGCCUUCAUGGGGGUGUGUACAGACGAGUGCAGAUGUCUGGCGAAGCCAAAGGCUUGGAGCUGGAUUACCUGAUGGGGGCCACUGAUCCAUCAAGCUUCCUCUUCUUCCUUCUCCAGCUUCCUUUUGUUUUGUUUUUUCCCUUUUAGAUUUUUUUGAGACAGGGUUUGUCUGAGAAACAGCGCUGGCUAUCCUGGAACUCUCUCUCUAGACCAACCAGGCUGGCCUUGAGUUCACAGAGCUCCGCCUAUCUCUGUGUAUCCCGAGUGCUGGGAUACUUUUUUUUUUUUUCUUUUUCCUGAAAUAAAGGGACAGGGUUAAGCUGAUCACUGGCCAGGAGUGCAGGAGGAUUAGGAAACAGACCUAAAGUGCUCAUCACUCUCUUCGUUCUCUGCUUUGCUAUCCUCUGCCUCUCCCGUGGCAGCGUCCGCUUUCUAGCCAGUCUUACAAGACACAUAGACAUGAGCAAGAUUAAUAAGCACGGGUGUGGGCUAGAGCAGGUAUCCACAAAUCUUCCCUAGGGGUAUUGAUUGCUUCCGUGGACCUCAGUUACUUUGCUUCGCAGGCCUAUGGAAGGGAGGUCCUGGCCACAGCAGCCACUGGGCAUCCUUCUGGUCAUCUGAAAUCACUCUUGGCUUUCGCUUUGCUGUGUGACCUUAAGGGACUACAGAGGCCUUAGGUGUGUGAAGGCCUCCCGCUUUCCCCUCCCCUCACCGCCAUAGCCCUGGUUUGCUAGUAGAACAGGCUGGGCUUCACCCUGGAGCUAAGGUGCCCCAGCCAGGAGCUCCACAGAGCCCUGCAGUCAAGUGACAGGUCUCAGUGAGUGUGAGUGGAGACCCGAUGGAUUGGAACCUCCAGUUUCCUCCCAAGAGACCUGGAGGCCAAGGUCCUGAUCACUUUGUUCAUAAUGACCCUUAACCUGUGAUGUCACCAAGCUGCUUUUACUCUUUGUUCAAGUCCAGGAACGUGCACAAGGGAUGCAGAUAUAUUUAUUUUUAGCACUGAGGACUAGAACUCUUGGGCAGAUGUUCAAGUGACCCAUUGAUGGCUGUACUGUGUUAUGGUUAAUGCUUUGUUUUAUUUUUUUAAGAUGCUUAUAACUGAAAAAAAAAAAAAAUCACACCAGUCAGUGUUAGACUCCUGAAGAGUACACUCAGUCUAAGGGUGUUUUUUGUGUGCACUGCCUUUUUUUUUUUUUUAAACCUCCAGUAUUUUAUGCGUUAUGUAUAUAGUGGGGGUGGGGACUACAGGGGCCUGAACCUCCCAUAGGGCUUUGCUUGAAAUUGCGUUUUGUUUUGUGUUCCUGUGGCUGUACACUUUGUAACCACUGAUGCUACCACAACCUGCAAGUGUGAAAUAAAGAUUUAUCUCUUCAGGA
Messenger RNA from Meriones unguiculatus (Mongolian gerbil), 6979 nucleotides. It is a transcript of the gene Tmppe, whose product is annotated as transmembrane protein with metallophosphoesterase domain. Gene Ontology annotation, molecular function: hydrolase activity. The transcript has 2 exons. Lineage: Eukaryota; Metazoa; Chordata; Mammalia; Rodentia; Muridae. Bases 581 to 1924 code for a protein of 447 amino acids. The record is from RefSeq and is a predicted model, not a curated record.